This is a messenger RNA of Impatiens glandulifera, 559 nucleotides long. Its product is annotated as kirola-like. Gene Ontology annotation, biological process: defense response. Lineage: Eukaryota; Viridiplantae; Streptophyta; Magnoliopsida; Ericales; Balsaminaceae. The record is from RefSeq and is a predicted model, not a curated record. The transcript has 2 exons. Bases 1 to 459 code for a protein of 152 amino acids.
AUGGCAGAGAAACAUUUACAGAAAAUGGUGAGGCAAGUGGAGAUCAAAAGUGAUGGUGAUGUUUUUCAUGAAAUAUUGAAGUCUAGGCCUCACCAUCUUUCCGAUAUGUCGCCUACUGUUGUUCAGAACGUGGAACUUCUCGAAGGUGAAUUUGGAACCGUCGGCUCCAUUGUCAUGUUUAACUACAAUCAAGAUGGAAAAGAAAAAGUUGUAAAACAUGAAAUAUUAGCAAUCGAUGAGGAGAAGAAAUCGGUGUCCUACAAGGCCAUUGAAGGUGAUCUAAGGGAGCUAUACAAGACUUUCAUCAUUACCAUCCACGUGGACACUGAUGGAGAGAACAACUUGGUGACAUGGACAUUUGAUUAUGAGAAGCUGAAAGAAGAUGUAGAAGAUCCAAACUCAGUCAUGGAUUUGCUUGUUGCCAUGACUAAGGACAUUGAGAACCAUCAUCUUAAAUAAUUAUAACUAUGUUUGUGCUGUUUAUUUCUAUAUGCUCUAAUGUUUUAUAUCAUAAUCCAAUACUCUCUAAUGUUUAAUAUCAUAAAUAAAAGAGUUUGGA